Messenger RNA from Gaeumannomyces tritici R3-111a-1, 5546 nucleotides. Its product is annotated as chromatin structure-remodeling complex protein RSC7. The record is from RefSeq and is a predicted model, not a curated record. The coding region runs from base 2001 to 3986 and encodes 661 amino acids. Gene Ontology annotation, cellular component: nucleus. NCBI's taxonomy places the organism in Eukaryota, Fungi, Ascomycota, Sordariomycetes, Magnaporthales, Magnaporthaceae. The transcript is spliced from 5 exons. Gene Ontology annotation, molecular function: chromatin DNA binding.
CCCCGCUUCUCAUCCAGUCGGCGCGAGCUUACACAGUACCCUCCAUUAUCGGCCACCAUCCACCAGCACCCCUGCAAGCCCAGCAGGUCAAGACUGUCGCUCUUUGCCCCCUCCCCUCCCUCCCAUCCAUCCUCCCAUCCUCCUCUAUUUCCCGCCCAUCCAAUCCGUUCCUUCCUUCCUGCAACUCGAACGGAUAUCCAUCAACCAUCCCUCCAGCCCACUCACACACCCACUCGGCGCGAAACGCAGAAGCGCGAACGGCCUGUUCUGUUUUAGUGGACUCUGCUGUGCUGCGCGGGUUCCUGUCUGUCCCACAACCUCGCCGGGAUUGUGGCGACAUCUGUCGAUCGGUCGCCACCCGAAAAAGGAAGAAGAAGAAGAAGAAGAGGAGAGGGAACAAGAACGAGAUCAGGACAAGGAAGGCAAAGGCGGAGCCGGAGAAAGGACACGAAGAAAAACGCGCUGCCCUCGUCCCGUCGACUUUGACGCAGGUCAGGCUGGCAUUGGAUGGUGGAGAGACAGCGUCUUGGUGGUGGCGUUGCAUCAAUCGCAUCCAUCGAUUUCGCGUCGGCUUAUUUGCGGCGGCCUGGUCGGUGCUCCACUGUCGCUGCACGCCUGCAGAACUGUUCGCAGUGUGUGAAUCGGCCAAGAAGAGUGCGCGCGCGCCGCACAGACAAACGACCAAGCAGGCCUGCCUUGUGUCAGGCAGCUCAAGUGCGCGACCAAGGCCAGGGUUGCCAGAGCGGAGCGCCAGGGGUGUACAGAUAGACACCCAGAAGCACGGAGUACUUUCGAGUCCCACCCGACCGCAUCCACAUCCACAUCCAAACCCCUCCCCUCCCUCCCUCCAUCCCAGGCGCCGCACGCGCUUCGCUGCGACUGUCCUAGCCGAAGUCCCAGGCCUGGGGCGGCGCGACCUGCACGCACACCCCCCUUUCCCCGCCGCGACGGCGUGCGCCGCGUUGUGCCUUCUUGCCCACCCGCCGCGAAGAGCUGGAGCACUGGACGGCCGCGAGUGAUCAAUCGUCGUUCCCAAGUCUCGGGGACGGACGGUGCCAGUCGCUCGCAACGAAGGCGUUUCCCUCCCUCUCUCUUCUUCGGCCCAGCCAUCCACCCAUCCCUCCAUCCAUACCUUGCCUCCCCCAUCCAUCUAUCAUCCAUCCAUCCAUUUAUUCCCGUUCGAUUGAUUUGCGCUUUUCACCCCUUCUACCCCUAGCACCUCGCAACCCUUUCGACGCAACGUUCUGUCGCCAUCCUGUCAUUCGACCUCAAGCCAUCCCCUCCCUCGCCCUUCUUUUUAUCUAUUUAUUUUUUCUGGUCUAACCUGCUUUUAUCAUUUUAUCGUAUUCUUUGGGUUUCGGGCUCCCGAAUUGCUGUUGUUGCGUCUCGCGCCCUGUCGCCUGGGGAAAGCUCUGGUGGGACUUGAAAGGCACUGACGCUCGCGCCGCGCAUUGGACGCACGAGUAAUCUUGCCUGUCCUAUUACCUUCGUCGCUGCUGUCUCAACCACUCUACUGCUUGCCCGCCCACCUCGCCCACGCCCUACUGCAUUUUUAUCGUAUUUUAUUUGGGUUUAUUUCCAUUUUAGCUGCUUGUAUUUUCGCCCCUCGUUCUCGAGUCUUGUCCUGCUUGGUUGCUUCGCGCCUUCCCGGCUGCUGCAUCCACCCGUUUGUGGAUUGCGGAUAGUGGUUGCGUAGCGGGAGCCUUACUAUUUUUUUCUUUUUCCGAUUUUUUUCUUUUUUUUUUUCUUUUCUGGGGUUGGGUUGCGACUGUCCAUUGACCCCAAGGCCCUCGCGCACUGGCACAACGUUAGCACCUGCGGCCGCAAUUGCACGCAUCCGCACACGCGCGCUCGCAUCAAAACUUAACCGCACUGCGCGCACCUCCACCAGCACCGAAAGCGACUGCCCGCGACAGCAGAGCACGUCCAACUACACUCAACAACACACGUCGUUCCGCAGCAGGCCCGUUGACGUGGUCGGCCUGCCUGUCGCCGCCCUCAUGUACUCGGCACAGCCUAACGGCGCUGAAGGUGCGACCAUCAAUCCCGCUGCCCUCAACUCGGCCGAACUGAGUCGGGGCAUCAAGAGGAGCCGUUCCCCAGACUCCUAUCGAGACCCCCUCCAUACGGGGCCGGCGGAUGACGACAAGCCUAGAAAGCGCGGACGCCCCAUGAAAGGCCGACCCGGUGGCAGCCUGGAAGAAUCGCCAGCGCAGGCGCCCCUCCCGACACCCGUGUCCGUCCCCCAGACCAUGCCGCCACAGACCCCUCAGUCGGCGAGCAUGCCGCUCCCGCUACAGAGCCCCCAGCAGUAUGCCCCGCCUCCGGCCACGCCGUCGCAAGCAUCGCCACCCCCGCCAAAGCCCACCCCGAAGUCGACCUUGAAGGCUCUCCCGACGGUGCGCGACCACACGACCGACCAGCUCGCCCCCGGCGGUGACGAGUACCUCCCUCGCGAGACGGACGAGGCCGGCGAGAAGAAGGUCAUGCCCAAUGGCCAGCUCCUCGGUGGCCGCGAGUACCGCUGCCGCACCUUCCUGGUGCAGAACCGCGGCGAGAAGCUAUUCAUGCUGGCCACCGAAUGCGCCCGUGUCCUGGGUUACCGGGAUUCGUACCUGCUCUUCAACAAGAACAGAUCGCUCUACAAGAUCAUUGCCAACCAGGUGGAGAAGGACGAUCUGGUAAACCAGGAGGUCCUCCCCUUCUCGUAUCGGUCGCGCCAGAUCGCCAUCGUGACGGCGCGCAGCAUGUUCCGCCAGUUCGGAAGUCGCGUCAUCAACCACGGUCGCAGGGUGCGGGAUGACUACUGGGAGGCCAAGGCACGCAAGCAGGGAUUUACCGAGAACGACCUUGCGGGAGAGAAGAGGCCCGGCGCGGCCAAGGCCCGAGAGGCCGCCAUGGAGGCGAGCCAGAACGCCCCCAUCCUCGGAGCACCCCACGGAGAGAUUGUGUACAGUAACACUCCCGGCCAGUUCGGUGGCGCGCCCCAGGCCCCUCUUGUUCAACCAGACUACAACGACACCCGGACCCGCGACUACUCGAACAUCCUCAAGGCCCCGCGCCAGGAGAUCACCGGGCCGGCCUACCAAGACAGGACCCAGCCGGCGCCCAUCCCCGAGCUUCACGCACAGGCUCACCACACGGCCGAGUUCAACCGGGGCAUCAACCACCAGCGCGAGAUGCGGGGGGAUUAUCUACAGGGCAUGUGGCGCAGGCCGCACGAGCAGCCAGUGCAGUCUCAACCUAACCUGGCCCAACCCAUCGGGGCCCCGGCCGAUUCCUCGGCUGCCAGCGGGACCCCUGCCGGCGGGCGGGCGGGACCGCACCCUGGUCAGCAGCACUCUUCCGCUCCGACGGGUGGGAUGCCGCAGCCGCCAUCCCAGCCUCCGGCAGCCGGGGUGGUGUCGGGGCAGAGCCCCCAGCUGAUGAUGACGGCUCCGCCUUACUCGCAGCCAUUGACGUCGCAGACCCAGAUGCAGCCGGCAAGACUUGGGUCCUCGGGCAGUCUCCAGCAGGGCGCGCAGCCAUACAGCUACCCGCAAUCAAGCCAGAUGUGGCAGCAGACACCUCAGACGCCGCAAUACAGCUACAGCCACCCGAGUCAGGCCCAUCAGUCGCCGCACCAACAACACCAGCAGCACCAGCAACACCAGCACCAGCAACAGCAACCAUCGCAGCAGCCGUCACAGCAGCCGUCGCAACAGCAGCAACAAUCAGCACCGUCGCAGCAAUCCUCGCAACAGCAGCCGCCGCAGCCCAAUAUCCGACAACAGCCGGGCGGACAGGUCCAGCAGGGCGGCAUGCCGUAUUCUGGCAUCCCGGGGAUGGCGCAGGGCUACACAACGGCUGCGUCAGGCCACGGCAUCUCGUACGACCAGACGCCUAGGCAGUACAUGCACCAGUCCCCCGCGCCCGCGCCCGCCGUCACGCAAUCAUGGUCUGGCCAGGCCCAGCAGUCUCAGUGGUGGCCGAACCAGCAACAGUGAUGGGGGGCCCGCCGCGAUCAUGGUUCUCACGACAUGCUUGAUUUUGAUACCCAGUACGCUCGGUGUGUGCCUGCUACGUUUUUAUGGUCGGCAGAUUUGUCAUUUGCCGAAGAGAGGAUUUGGAAAACAAGGCCGGGUGCUCCGAGGCGGCACCCGCACCCCUUUGUUCGGUCCGGGCAGAAUUUUAUCUCAUGCCCUCCUGGGGCGGUGCAUUGCAGGCUAUCCCCAUCAUCGAAACGGGAACAGCCUUUUUUGCUUGUUACAGGCGGGCAUUGGUUUGUAGCAUUUUGGCCGGGAUUGGGAACUUAGAGGAGUCACGGAGGAUCUUUUUCUUCUUUCAUCUAUUGCUUCGUAUUAUCAUUUUUUUUCUUUUUUGCUUUGCCAACCCCCUUCACUCCACCAAUUUUUUUUUUUGGAUUGCUGCCUCAGUCGGCUCUUGUCGCCCUGUCUCAUCCUUUAUCUCUCUUCUCUCUCCUCUCUCCUACUCUAUAUCGUCUCUUUCACUUCUUGGCCUGCGACCCUGCCUCCUCCACUCCUCCCAAUGCCUACUGCGUCCGGUUGCCGCGAUUCGACGACAUUGUCGUGUCGUUGACAUCAGCCCGACCAACUGUUUAUCCGUCUGGUCUGCUCCAGAUUCACGCUGAACGAAAGAAUCGAUAAUGGGUCACGGCCGUCACAUCUUUGUCUAUUUCUUUGUUUUUGAAUCUACUUGUUUUUUUUCUCUCCCUAUAAUCAUUCCUCGGACGUAUCCGAACUGGCCCGACUGUUUUGUGCCCUUCAUCAUUGCCUGGUUCAUAUCAUAUACGGCCUGUGGCUGUGGCCUUUGUUCAUGUUAUUGUCUCGGUUCUGGUUUCAUUCUUGCCGACGUGCGCGGUUCUGUGAAGCAGAGCACGCAUUUUGAGGACUUUUUUGUGCUGUUUUUUUUCGUCUGGGCGGGCGAGCGACGGAUGCAACGGCUUCGUGCGAUCGACGUGACGCCUCGACCGGUCUUCGUUCCAUCUCGCUUGUUACCGCUGUGAUACCCGGGUGUCCUCAUUGAGUGAGGAUGGUGGGUUUGGGUUUUUGUCUUUGUUCAUACUGGAGGAAAUGGCUCUUCUGGCUUUACUUCUGCCUGGGUUUGUGAUUUUUGUCGGGGGAUAACACUUGCUGCAUACAGACUGGGUGGGCUCUGCUUGCUUUCUCCUUCAUGGUAAUAUUGGAACGUCUGCUCGUCGUGAGAUCUUUGGUGUCGUUCUUCGUGGCCUAUUGCCCUAUUGCCUCCCCUAGGAUUGGCGAGCGCUGCUCUGCCACCACGCAUGGCUACCUACCUAGGUGCUGCCCCUCGUGUCGCUCGCCUGUUUGUGCUGCUUUGUUGCACCGUUGAUCUUUCCGUCGUUGUGGUCAUUUUGCAAAGAUUCCCUCUGCCUUUUGUGAUUCUGUCUUGUUGAAUGGCUCGUACUUUGGGCAAACCUAAUGCCGAUCGCAGCUCUGGGAGUCCUUUUUCUCUGCAGAACUAACGCGAUGUGGUCCCCUGUUCCAGUUCGGGUCGGAUGGGAAUUUGUGAUCUUUCUAUCAGAUGGG